This is a messenger RNA of Vanrija pseudolonga, 1206 nucleotides long. RefSeq lists its product as uncharacterized. Bases 1 to 1206 code for a protein of 401 amino acids. The record is from RefSeq and is a predicted model, not a curated record. The transcript is spliced from 6 exons. NCBI's taxonomy places the organism in Eukaryota, Fungi, Basidiomycota, Tremellomycetes, Trichosporonales, Trichosporonaceae.
AUGCUGCAUCUACUCCUCAUCGCAUGGUUGAUUCAGCUCGUCGGGGUCAAUGGCCAUUUCGAGUCCCCUGCAACGACUGAUGCCUCCCAAGGAAGGUUGGCGCCACGGCAAGUGACGUCCACCACCUCCAUCCCGACACUGUUCAAUGGACCCAAGACGACAACUUCGGCUUCUAGUCUCUCACCGCUACCCACAUCAGUGUCAUACACCACUGGACUAGUCCCCGUCCCCACAGUUCCCGUGGCCAACAUCAUCGGUCUCAUCGUGCCCAACCCAAUCUACCAGCUCUACACAAACCUCUCCUACCAGUUCGGCUUUGUGGAUUCUGGACGACCAAGCGAGAUUGUCCCUGGAUGGUUGAGAGAAGUGUCCUCAGUGGUGAUCUUGCCAAAUCGUUCUGUGGACAUCUUCCCUCCUGUCGGCAGCUUGGAUCCGACGGGGAACGGGUCAAGGGCUGUAGUUGGUGACCUCUUGUGUUCGAGCCAGGCAGUGUUCAACUACCCGUAUGCGUGGGGCUUCAAGUUCUCUAAACCUGGGUGGCACAUGUUCGUUGUCAACGACACACGGUCACAGCCGACGAUUACCAACGGCACCUGUAUGCUCCCUAUUCAAAAGCAACGCUCCUUCUUUGCCACAUACUCGCUCUCCGUGAGACCGUACCCGACCAGUGCCAGACCGGUAGACCCGCAACCGACGGAUAGAUACACGGUCUUCAUGGCGGUCAGCACCAACCAGCCCGGACCUCUCCCCGCCGAGCCAUCACACGAGAAUGAGCGCCUCGGGCUCGGGUUGGGGCUUGGCGGAAUGGUCCUGCUUGUCCUCUCCAUUGCCCUCGGGACAUGGUGGCUCCGCAAGCGGCGGCAGCGCCGCGCCGAGUCACCGAGAUUUCAUUCUGACCCCACAGAGGCGCUCGCGUUCUCCCGGCUCUCGGCCCGUGACCAGGAGCAGUUCCUGAGGGAUAACCCCGACUCCCAGCUCAACCCUUAUCGCUCGUCUCGCUGGAGCCCAACAGCCGCCGCCAUUGCCCGGGGCGAAAUCCCGACCUCCGGGCCGGCAACGUAUCCAGGACUCUAUGGAGAAGGACGCUUCACCCACGUGCAAUCUCUCGGCUCGUUCUACCAGCCUGCGCAAGGCUUGGCACUGGUGGACCCGCAUGCUACACAGGUGGCCUCUGCACCACGGCGGCACUUCUGGAGUCGGUGGUGA